This is a messenger RNA of Mandrillus leucophaeus (drill), 1984 nucleotides long. RefSeq names its product R3H domain containing 4 (gene R3HDM4). The transcript is spliced from 7 exons. Lineage: Eukaryota; Metazoa; Chordata; Mammalia; Primates; Cercopithecidae. The record is from RefSeq and is a predicted model, not a curated record. The coding region runs from base 230 to 1045 and encodes 271 amino acids. Gene Ontology annotation, molecular function: nucleic acid binding.
UCGCUAUGUUGCUCAGGCUGGUCUUGAACUCCUGAGCUCAAGCGAUCCGCCGGCCUCAGCCUCCCACAGUGCUGGGAUCACAGGCGUGAGCCACCCCACCUGACGCGUCACCACAAUUGUGUCUGCCUCCUGGGUGACAUGAGGAUGAAACGAAAUAGGAUUUUAAGGGCUCAGGACUCCACACACCGUAGGGGUGAGCUCUGCAUCGCUGGGAGAAACCAAGCGGGCUAUGGCUGUGGUAGGGCUCCUCUCGGAGAUCCUGGCUGGCCUUGACCCUGAGGACCACCCCUGCCCGGCCCACAGGCCCCUGCCCGGCUGCCUGCCUGCCCCAGCCAGCUCCCAGGUAAAGAGACUCUCGGCUCCCAGGCGGAAACAGCACUUCAUCAACCAAGCCGUGCGGAACUCAGACCUCGUGCCCAAGGCCAAGGGCCGGAAGAGCCUCCAGCGCCUGGAGAACACCCAGUACCUCCUGACCCUGCUGGAGACAGACGGGAGCCCACCUGGCCUGGACGAUGGGGACUUGGCACCCCCUGCAUCACCGGGCAUCUUUGCCGAGGCCUGCAACAAUGCCACCUACGUGGAGGUCUGGAACGAUUUCAUGAACCGCUCCGGGGAGGAGCAGGAGCGGGUUCUUCGCUACCUGGAGGAUGAGGGCAGGAGCAAGACGCGGAGGAGAGGCCCUGGCCCUGGCCGUGGGGAGGACCGCAGGAGAGAGGAUCCCGCCUAUACGCCCCGUGAGUGCUUCCAGCGCAUCAGCCGGCGUCUGCGAGCCGUCCUCAAGCGCAGCCGCAUCCCCAUGGAAACACUGGAGACCUGGGAGGAGCGGCUGCUUCGGUUCUUCUCCGUGUCCCCCCAGGCCGUGUACACAGCCAUGCUGGACAACAGCUUUGAGAGGCUCCUGCUGCACGCCGUCUGCCAGUACAUGGACCUCAUCUCGGCCAGCGCCGACCUGGAGGGGAAGCGGCAGAUGAAGGUCAGUAAUCGGCACCUGGAUUUCCUGCCUCCAGGGCUGCUCCUGUCCGCCUACCUGGAGCAGCACAGCUGAUGGUGGCCCCACGGAGACCCCGCCGCUGCCUCGCCCAGCCACCAAGCCCUCCGAUACCUUCGGCUGAAAUAUCUUUCAUAUUUUUAGAAUUGGUCCUUGGAAACCUUUUUCGCUUGGGGUGGUCUCUCUCCCUCUGCCCCCUCCUCAUGCAGCUCUUGGCAGUCAACAGACGCUGGCGGCUGGGGCUGCCCAUGCCAUCCCAGCUCCAAGCUUCCCGCUCUGGGACUUGUAUUUGGGUGGAGAGACCUGAUCUGGGCUUGUUCUGUUUCUUCAUCGUUUAGCUUUUCUGGCCCAGUCUGAAGCUCAAGUGAGGAGGGCGAGGCUGGGUUUUUAUCACUUUUAAUGAAUUUGGUGUGAUUUGUUGUAGAUUUUUAAAUUUCCCUUUUGGAGAGAAAAACCAAAAAAACUCGUCCCCACUGGUAAAGCAUGGGUCUUGGUCCAAGCCCCUGCUCAGCCCCUCCCAGUUUUUAGCUUGAAUGAGGGUGGGGUCUCUGGGACCCUGCCCCUCAUGCCAGAUGCAUCUUGUGUCGUGUGUGUGUGCGCGCGCGCACGUAUGCCCUGAGACCCAGGACAGAAGCUGCAGUCCUAAGAGCUGGCUUUAUCCUCGUCAUUCUGGGUGCCCUCCCCCACACCGCCUGUGUCAGGGCUCAGGGUUGCCUGCUUUAUACGAGCCCCCCUCCUUUCCUCCCCUCCUUCAUACUGGGGGUCCAGGACUUCCAGCCAGAAGCCUCUGCCCUUGCACUACUUUGUCUGUCCCCCCGUCCCGUGUCCCCCGUCCCACAGCCUGGCACCUGCCUGAUAGCUCCUGUGUCCCCAUGCUGGUCCUCCUGGCCCAGGCUGCAGGAGCCAGCCUGGGGAGGCCUCCUACCCCCUCGCUGCGUGUGGGUAAUUGUGUUUUGGGGGAAAGCGGGCAAUUUAAUAAAUUUCUGGUGCUCUGGC